Molecule: messenger RNA, 513 nt
Organism: Octopus sinensis (East Asian common octopus)
Lineage: Eukaryota; Metazoa; Mollusca; Cephalopoda; Octopoda; Octopodidae
Product: probable nuclear hormone receptor HR3
Exons: 4
Coding region: 1-483 (160 amino acids)
Biological process (GO): regulation of transcription by RNA polymerase II
Cellular component (GO): nucleus
Molecular function (GO): zinc ion binding; nuclear receptor activity; RNA polymerase II cis-regulatory region sequence-specific DNA binding
Source: RefSeq, a predicted model, not a curated record
AUGUCGGCGUAUAUUUUAACAUUAAUUAUACAAACAUGUGGCUGUGUGACUAAUAACAAUUUGUGUUUUCUUUUUUUUUUUACAGCCCAGAUAGAGGUGAUACCAUGCAAGGUUUGUGGGGACAAGUCAUCUGGUGUACAUUAUGGCGUUAUUACAUGUGAAGGAUGUAAGGGCUUUUUCCGACGGAGUCAAUCAGGUCCUGUAAAUUAUCAGUGCCCCAGAAACAAAGCCUGUGUUAUUGAUCGUGUCAAUAGAAAUAGAUGUCAAUAUUGUCGACUGCAGAAGUGCCUAGUCUUGGGAAUGUCAAGAGAUGCGGUGAAAUUUGGUCGGAUGUCAAAGAAGCAGCGCGAGAAAGUCGAGGAUGAAGUCAACUUGGUAAAGCAGCGUGGAUUAAAUGGGUACGAUCCCAUAUCCCCCCCUUAUUCUCAGCCAACCACCAACAACAACAACAACAACAACAGCAGCAACCAGUAUGUCACGUAAGCUGCUUCGCUUGAUCCCCCAUAUCAUCAU